Molecule: messenger RNA, 529 nt
Organism: Oppiella nova
Lineage: Eukaryota; Metazoa; Arthropoda; Arachnida; Sarcoptiformes; Oppiidae
Source: the annotation of a GenBank genome assembly
UUGAUUGACCAUGCUGUCGAUUUUGUUGCCGGGGGUGGGGUCAGUGGUGCUAUCGGUACGGCCGUCGGUACGGGUGUCGGCGCCGGAUUGAGGGAAACCAUGAGUGGUGUGAAGGGUGCGUUAGGCGGUGAGGACACUAUGUUAGGCAAAGCUACCGGAGCUGUUACGGGAGUUAUUGGAAAGGGAGCCGCGGUGCCUAUGGAGCCGGAAAAGAUUUAUUUGGAAAAGUAACAAGUGGUGGUGCUUUGGAUGCUGGCAAAGGUUUAAUUGGGAAAGUAACAGGUGGCUCUGAUCAAGGUGGUUACUGUGCAGAAAAUCCUCUUGGUGAUACUGUAAGUGCUGGCACUGGAUCAGGUUCAUAUAGUGGUCAAACCGGUAGUGUUUUUGGAGGAAAUGGAGGUUCAUUAAGCUUUGGAUUCAGAUAAAUGAUAAUGUACUAAUCAGAAUUUAACUUGUUAAGUUUAUAAUAAUUAAAAUUUUAAAAUAGUGGCUUAUAUAUUAUUUUUAAAAACUUUAUAAAUGUUUAAAU